Messenger RNA from Ascochyta rabiei, 1347 nucleotides. RefSeq lists its product as uncharacterized. Gene Ontology annotation, cellular component: mitochondrion. The transcript has a single exon. NCBI's taxonomy places the organism in Eukaryota, Fungi, Ascomycota, Dothideomycetes, Pleosporales, Didymellaceae. The record is from RefSeq and is a predicted model, not a curated record. Bases 1 to 1347 code for a protein of 448 amino acids. Gene Ontology annotation, molecular function: GTP binding.
AUGGCUCCGCUUCUUCCAACACCGAGCUGGCUGUGUCGGUCACGUGUACGAGGCAUUUCGCAGCAGCGGAGAGGCCUGCGGGUUCGGCCGCGCGCACGUCCACCGCUGGUGGAGGCAGCCAAGGCGCCGCCGACAGACACCAUCACGCUCACGGACGGCUCGACGAUACGCGUGCAGCCUGGACGGGCGCAGAAGGGCGCCGCAGCAGCUCCAGCAGCCCCAGCAGCCCCAGCAGCCCCAGCAGCCCCAGCAGCCCCAGCAGCCCCAGCAGCCCCAGCAGCCCCAGCAGACCCCGUUCCGCCCCCAACACCGCCGCCGGCGAGACCAGCACGAGACACGGGCGGCCUGGUGCCCUCCGCCCCGUCUGCACCGCUGCCAUCGUUUCCCCAGUCCAGGUCCAGGUCCAAGUCCAAAGCGCGCCCAGAGACGCUCCCCACCGGCCCGCACGACUACAACUGGUACUACGAAACCGCUCCACCAACACACCCGAACAAGACGCACGCCAACACCUUCUUCGACAAGCAUGGCAAGCAGGCGACCCUGCUACGGAGCGUCGCCCAGUUCCGCAUGCUCCCCGAGACCGACGUGCCGGAAGUCGCCUUCAUCGGGCGCUCAAACGUAGGCAAGAGCUCCCUGCUGAACGCCGUCAUGGGCUGCGACACAAAGAAGCUGCUGGCGCGAACCAGCAGCACCCCCGGCUUCACCAAGACGAUGAACCUCUACGGCAUCGCCCCAGACCCCGGCGUGCGCAUCAAAACCGAGUCUCUCUCGGGCAGCCGUGGGCCCGGGCGCGAGAAGAUCGUCGGCCGCAGCGGCCUGACCAUAGUCGACAUGCCCGGCUAUGGCUCCGGCUCCCUCUCCGCCUGGGGCGUGGAGAUUAUGAAAUACAUACAGAGCCGCAAGGCGCUGCGACGCGUCUUCGUCCUGCUCGACGCCGAGCACGGCGUCAAGGACAAAGACCGCAGCAUCCUCGCCUCCCUCCGCCUCGCAGGCGUCAGCCACCAGGUCCUCCUGAGCAAAAUGGAUAAGCUGUACAUCCCGCCCUCCAACGAGAUCAAAAAGGCCGGCAAAGGAACAAAGCUCAAAUCCAGAGGCGCUGUCGGUGCGCUGAGAGGCAAGAUGCGAGACCUGCUGCCGGACAUAAAACCGCCUGUCGGUGGUGGCGCGCUGGGCGAGAUCCUGGCCUGCAGCUCCGAAGUGCUGGUCGAGGGCAAGCGGCUGGGGAUCGAGGAUGUGAGGUUCGCGGUCUUGAAGGCCGUGGGGUUGGAGGGCGAGGAGAGGAAGGGCUUCACCGAGAGCAAGAAGAAGAAGAGGAAGGCGGCGGCGGCGGCGACGGUCGAGGCGUAA